Carica papaya (papaya) is the source of this 2521-nucleotide messenger RNA. It is a transcript of the gene RPD1, whose product is annotated as Ubiquitin carboxyl-terminal hydrolase family protein. NCBI's taxonomy places the organism in Eukaryota, Viridiplantae, Streptophyta, Magnoliopsida, Brassicales, Caricaceae. The record is from RefSeq and is a predicted model, not a curated record. Gene Ontology annotation, molecular function: RNA binding.
AGAACGGCAAAGUGAACCGAAACAGAUGAAGUGAAGUUGGAAAACCCUAACAAUCCAAAAGGGAAAAAUGAAGACCUUCGUCUUCAUGGUUCCUGUAACUAAUCUCCUGAGGAGAUCCUGCUCAUCAACAACCAUUAGCAGAACUAUACCACUCACAGUCCACUGCAAUUUGACAUUCACAAAAUCCAUGUCUCAAUCCACCUCCAUUCCCAAGAAGCUCGAUAGAGUAAGGGAUCAUGGCUACGACAACUACAUGGAGGUUGAGAAGAAGGUCAGAAAAGUCCUCAAGUUCCAGUCCUUGAUUCUCUCCCAGCCCAACCAAACCGUCCCAAUCACUCGCCUCGAUACACUCGUUCGCCCCCUCGGCCUAGGGUUUAAGCAGCACGAGGCCGGAGCAUUUCUCCUCAAAUUACCUCAUGUUUUCGACAUAUAUGAGCAUCCGGUUCAAAGAAUCCUCUAUUGCCGAUUGACCCGAAGAGCAUUGGCUCAAAUCCAGCAAGAAAAUGAUGCGCUCAACGCUCAGAUCCCCGACGCCGUUACUCGUCUCCGGAAGCUCCUCAUGAUGUCCAAUACGGGCCGUAUCCGUCUCGAACAUGUCCGGAUUGCGAGGACUGAGUUUGGUUUACCAGACGAUUUCGAGUACUCCGUAGUCCUCAAGUACCCUCAGUUUUUCAGAUUGUUCGAUGCCGAAGAGACUAGGAAUAAGUACAUUGAGAUUGUUGAUAGAGAUCCUAGUUUGACUGUUUGCGCCAUAGAGAAAGUUAGGGAGAGGGAGUAUAGAGAAAAGGGUAUCGAUGCUGAGGAUGUUAGGUUUUCAUUUCUUGUGACUUUCCCGCCUGGAUUCAAGAUCGGCAAGUACUACAGGAUUGCAGUGUGGAAAUGGCAGCGGGUUCCUUAUUGGUCACCUUACGAGGAUGUUUCUGGUUAUGAUUUGAGGUCACUUGAGGCACAGAAGAGAAUGGAGAAGAGAGCUGUGGCGACCAUUCAUGAAUUGUUGUCAUUGACUGUGGAGAAGAAGAUAACGUUGGAGAGGAUUGCACACUUUAGGAUGGCAAUGAAUUUACCCAAGAAAUUGAAAGAUUUUCUUCUCCAGCACCAGGGGAUAUUCUACAUUUCAACACGGGGGAAUUAUGGGAAGCUUCAUACUGUGUUUCUCAGGGAGGCCUAUAGGAAAGGGGAAUUGAUAGAGCCAAAUGAUUUGUAUUUGGCGAGGAGGAAAUUGGGGGAACUGGUAUUGAUUAGCCCCAGGAAAGCCAAGGCAGAUAAGGAAUUAGUUAGCAAUAGGAGAGAUGAAGAGGAUGAGGAAGAACUUCAGUAGAGAACGGAAAGAUUUCUAUGUUUGGAUACCUUAUAUUGAUGGUUUUCUAGCGGGAUGACUUCAGAGAAAGUACAAGUUGAUUCAGGCAUAAAUUUGAGGACAUUAUUCAAAGAGCAACUCUUUUCGAAAUCUCAUAAGGGUGUCGAGUUGGAAUCUUCUUCCAACUAAGGAUUUCUUGUACUUCGGCAGGAUCCAAGGGAGAGCCAGGAAUGUAUAGCUUUUUCACCUUUUGCACAGGUUCUGUCUGAACUUUCAUUGAGAAGAUUUGGAACUAGAGACUUGUGCCUGAUUUUGUUCCUAAUUCUUCUUCAAGAAGCUGUGAAGAAGCCGGUAAAAGAUCAUAGAUUUCAAUGCUAUUUCAGAGUGGAAAAGUGAUGUAAGGUGGAUGAGUAGGGUCAAUUGCAAAGUAAUUCUCUCCUGUGAUUCUGGAAAUUGGGUAGAACUAUCAAGCCAUCAUUAUCUCAUAAAUUAUGUAGUUGGUAUAUGCUGGAUGUGAGAAAGGAAUUGGGUGGAUUUUGUACGAAGAGUAAAAGGAGUCAAAGGGUAUAUGCACCACUAUGAACUUACUCUCUACUUCAAUGGAUUUGCUGUAUAUCCUGGACGAUUUGGGUUUUGGGUGAAAAUAAUAUUGAAUUUUGCAGUCAAGCCAUCAUUCUUCUUUUUAGACAACUCUAUGGGACGUGCAGAUCUCUUUGCUUUUGCAAAAAGACUGAAAUUUCUUUUAACAAAUAAGUGUAAUAGUUCUUCAGCAGGCAUUUUUCAGAUAGCUUGCUGUAAGAUUCAAAAUCUGAUCAACGGGGAUAUUGCCAUAUGAGCUUUAGGCUCUUGGUUCUUCUGGUGGGUCUUUGACAGUGAAUGAAUAUGUUCAAAUAGAUCGAUGCAAGCGGGUGUACCUGGAAUUGUUUUUAUAUCCAUGGCCGAGUUUUCUCCUGGGGUUGUGAUGUUACUUGUAUCCUUACCCAUCCCUGUAUUUUCUAUCAUAUAGCACCUGAAAACAGUGAUGUUAUUACCUGUCUGGAAAUUUGAUCAAUUUUCUAUAUAUGCAGAUUGCUGCAGGCGUGAUAAACAGUAACAUGUUGCUGAAAAAGUGUUUUUUGGUGAGGAAGACUACCCAAAGUUGGUAUGUGUUCCAAAAAACAUGUUUGUACUGUGAUCAAUUAUAUGAAUGUCUUUGAAUUAUAAGGUGUGAAAUUGAAAGACAAA